AGAGGUUGAAGUCAAUAAGAUUGAAUAAGAAACCCUAUCAAACAUAAGAAACCCUAUCAAACCCAACAGAAUAGUUAUCCUAGACUUCAGUGACUAAGAAACUGAUGGUCACCCACCUUUCAAUCUAUCUUGCAGAACCUACUAACCAUAAUGGUUUUCGUCCCAGAUAUUUGUCGAACAAUAACCUAACCGGACCAAUGCCUCAGUUCUUGGAAGAACUGAAGUCUCUCACUCUCUUGAAAGUGUAAUUUCUACAUGAUCAUAGACUCAUUUGAUACCAGAAUUCCAUAUUAUUAAGAAUUGACCUGCGGGAAUUUGAAGGGCAAUCAAUUUUCUGGUUCAGUUCCAAACGCUCUUCGCGAGAGAUCAGAAGCUGGAUUACUUGUAAUGAGAGUGGAUAGCGAAAAUCUUUGUGGCUCAGGUUCAUACAAAAAGAAGAAGAAAAUUGUCGCUCCAAUACUUGCGUCAUUAGUGUCAGCACUAGCAGUUGUUAUAGUGCUGAUACCAGUAUGGAAAAUUGAAAAGAAAAAGAGAAUCAGAAGCAGAACCUUUUAACAAAACAGCUAUAGCAUCAAGGAAGUGCCAGUUUACUCAUGAGGAGGUUUGAGAUAUCACCAAAAACUUCAAACCUCGUUCGGGAAAGGAGGAUUUGGGACUGUGUACCAUGGUUGCAUGAAAGACGGAAACCAAGUUGCAGUAAAAAUGCUUUCUGCAUCAUCAACUCAAGGACCUAGGGAGUUCCAAACAGAGGCUGAGCUCCUGAUGAGAAUCCAUCAUAGAAAGUUGGCCUCGUUUGUUGGAUACUGCAAUGAUGCUAACAACUUGGCACUUAUAUACGAGUACAUGGCAAAUGGCAACCUAAAAAAACUCUCUCUCAGAUGCAGAAAGAAGUUCACAGAUGACAUGGGAAAUGAGACUUCGUAUAGCAAUGGAUGCUGCACAAGGUCUCGAGUACUUGCAUCACGGAUGCAAGCCGCCUAUUGUCCACAGAGAUGUGAAGACUGCCAACAUUCUCUUAAGCGACAACUUGGAAGCUAAAAUGGCGGAUUUUGGUCUUUCCAAGGUUUUUGCUAGGGACAUUGAGACUCAAGUGGUCAGCACAGUCAUGGGAACAGCCGGAUAUCUUGAUCCAGAAUACCACAAUUGCCAAAGGCUGAAUGAAAAGAGUGAUGUGUAUAGUUUUGGGGUAGUUCUAUUAGAGCUAAUCACCGGCCAACCUGCAGUGAUAAAAAAUCAUGAAGUAAUCUACAUAACAACGUGGGUGAGUUCUGAGCUCGAAAAAAGGGAACUAAAAAGGGUUGUGGAUCAAAGGAUGCAAGAAGAGUUCGAUGGGCAUUCGGUCUGGAAAGCGUUAGAGAUAGCAAUGGCGUGCACAACCUCUACCUCCCAACACAGAGUCACAAUGGAUGUUGUAUUGUCUGAGCUCAAAUAUUGCUUGGAAAUGGAGUUGUCUAGGCAUCGAGAAAGAACUCCAAGAUCAACAGAAGAACUUCGCGCUGCGUUUAGGCAGUAUAGUCAUAGUUCACCUGAAGUUCUCUCCGUGUAUACAGAUUCCACAAAUGUUGAUUCCAUGACCGGACCAUUUGCUAGGUAACUGGUGACAUUUCCGGCUAGUUGACGAAGAAGAUAUACAUACUACAAUAUCCAUAAAGUUCUUUUUCUUUCUUUGA
This is a messenger RNA of Pyrus x bretschneideri (Chinese white pear), 1670 nucleotides long. Its product is annotated as probable LRR receptor-like serine/threonine-protein kinase At4g29180. Lineage: Eukaryota; Viridiplantae; Streptophyta; Magnoliopsida; Rosales; Rosaceae. The transcript is spliced from 8 exons. The coding region runs from base 899 to 1594 and encodes 231 amino acids. Gene Ontology annotation, biological process: protein phosphorylation. The record is from RefSeq and is a predicted model, not a curated record. Gene Ontology annotation, molecular function: protein kinase activity; ATP binding.